CCUCCGUUUCCUUUCCACUCUUCCUAGGUUUAUAACGUUAACUACAGCUGCUGCCACUACUCACUUCUGUUGUUGCGCUUCACGCCGCCAACUCGCCAUUUUCAAUCUCUCUUCAUUCUCUUGGAAAACUUUUAAUGGAGCUAAGUUUGUGAAAGACAAUCUGAUGUCCCUACUCACCCUUCCCUACUUUUUAAUUAUAGAAUGAGUGAAUCAAAAUCCACUUUAUAAUUUGCAAAAAAGGUGCAAUAUAAGGGUUUGAGUAAAAUGGGUCACUGUGAGAAACCCAUCAUUAAGGUGGAACCCUUUCUAGAUGAACAAAUUAAUACUACAAAAGUUUUGGAGGACACAGAAGUCGAUAUAGUGAGUUGGGCAAACAAGGGUGAUUUUGCAUCCAACAAAUUUGAGGACCCUGAUGCAACUGACUAUUCAAGUUCGUUUGCUGAUACUACGUCUGAUGCGGAAAAUGGUUCUAGAUUGAGUGAUGCUGAAGUGGAGUCUGAGUUCUUAGGUGACAGUGGUAGCUUAACAGAUGCUUUUGAUGGUUCUGCAUUUCCAAUGAGGAAGAGGAGGUUGACCGAUCAUUGGAGGAACUUUAUAAGACCUCUAACAUGGCGAUGCAAAUGGACAGAACUAAGAAUUAAGGAAAUUGACUCAAUAGCAUUAAAAUAUAGUAAAGAGCUUGCAGAAUAUGACAAGGGUAAACAUACAACACCUGAUCAAUUUUCCAUAGAAGAGUUUGGUUCAAAAUCAUUGCCGUUUUUGGGUGAACAUAGUAGAAAUAAGGCCAACAAGAGAAGAAAAAGGAAGAAAGUUGAAGACACAACUGAAAUUGGAUCAUAUACAUCACAUCAUUAUAUUUUCUCCUAUCUUGAGAAUAAGAAGUCUGAUCAUGACGGUGGUUUGGCUGAUGAUUUUGGUAAUCCAGUGAUCAUAGAUCCACAUACUGAUUCAACAGAUAGGUUUGGCACUGGGGAAGUUCAACCUUUCUUGGAUUUCAGUGAAACUGAUGCUUCAUUAGAGCAGCUUCUUUGGGCAAUAGACAAUCUACAGGCUAGGGUCCACAAGCUGAAGAGUGAUGUUGAUGCAAUAAUGUCGAAAAAUGCAUCAAAGUUUUCUUCAUCAGAAAAUCUGAGUCUUCUUCCUCAUGGUGAUAUGCAGACUAGUUCUGCCCAAAGCCCUACAAUCUCUGCAGGGAAUGGAGAUGCUGCUUCUGUCGGGGUUAUUUAUAAUUCAAUUCAGCACGGAGUUGACUUUGAUAUUGGAGAUUUUGUUAUGCAUAGUGUUGUGUCAAGUUAUGGAGAAGUUCCAAUGGUUCCUGAUAUAAUUGAGAGUACCGUUGGCUUAUUGUCUGCUGCUGAUGUCACCUUUCGUUCAGCCUUGGCUGGGGACUCGUGCGAAGCUAUGGUGGACAAUGUCUUGAUACAUGAAGUCGCUGAAACUGAUGAGCACACCUUUAAAAGUGGAAGUCAGCCUCCGAUGGAGAGGCUUCAGAACUGGGAGAAAGGUGAAGGGGAAGAAAAUUUGAAUCUUGUGUCUGUUCCCAUGUCAGAUAUUAAUACAUUGGCUCAAGAACAAUCAACCCUGAAGCCCUGUGUGUAUAACGAUGUGAGCAUCCCGAAGAACAAAAGAAAACGUGGGGAGCGCAAAGCGUGUUCAGGUGGUUGGAGCAAGAAAUGCUCAGGAGAAUCUGAGAAUCACUGAGCUAAACUUCUCCAUCAUUUAUAGCUCCUUUUCUCUCCCUCGUAAGUUCACUAAUGUUAUACUUAAUAGGUGGAGAAGGAACUCGUUAAAUUCUGAUUUUCCGAUCUUAUACUUCACACCCAUUUUCAAACUGGGUUU
Vigna umbellata (rice bean) is the source of this 1839-nucleotide messenger RNA. Its product is annotated as elongation factor. The record is from RefSeq and is a predicted model, not a curated record. NCBI's taxonomy places the organism in Eukaryota, Viridiplantae, Streptophyta, Magnoliopsida, Fabales, Fabaceae.